AGAAAAAAGUACAAGUUUUUGGUACAUGGACUACUUUAUACUCCGCAUCACAGCUAUAAGUAUACCUUUUGAUUCUAUUAGAAAUAUUUAUUGCGUUAAAGGAGAGUGUACCUAAACACCUGAAUUUAUUACAGAAACUAAAACAUUGCAAGAUAGUAAAAAUAUUAAACUAGUUUGACUCAUAUUAUAUACUGUGGAUAAUGUAUCAUCUAUUUAUAAUUAUAUUAAUAUAAGAAAAAUGUUAUAAUCUGGAAGGCCGUCAUUAUUCUAGGUAAUAUGGAUGUAAACUAUAGUUUAAUUUCUGCGGUUCGUGAAGGAAGACUAGAAAGAGUAAGGGAGUUAAUCGAUUCUUUUGGGCUAUCUUACUCACAAGCAUGGUCAGAAGGAUAUGUUUUACUUCGUGAUGCUGUUGAGAAUAAACAUACAGCAGUUGCUAAGCUACUUUUGACAAGCGGCUCUAGAGUUGACAGCAAAAAUAACAACCCUUCUAAUACUCCUCUUCAUAUUGCUGUUACAAAUGGUGACAUAGAAAUUGUUAAGAUGAUUCUAAACAAAGGUGCUAAUAUUCAUGCUAAAGAUCAAUAUGGUAGAACUCCACUUCACAAUGCAAUUCAAUAUGAGAAAAUGGAAAUUACUGAAUUACUUUUAAAGCAUGGAGCUGAUGUUAAUGCCAGAGACAAAAAUUGUCCAAGUCCACUUCAUGUUGCAAGUGAGAUAAGAUGUUUACAAAUUGUUGAGCAUCUUUUAAAAUAUGGAGCUUGUGUUAAUUAUGUGUGUACUUCAAGAUGGAAAGAUGGUUAUGCACCACUGCACGUUGCUGUUGAAAGAAGUAAUAAAGAAGUUAUCACGUUGCUUUUAAGUAGAGGUGCUGAUGUUGAUAUUAAAGGGGAGGAUGGUAUAACCCCUCUUCAUAUUGCUGCUAAGAAAGGAUAUAUACAUAUUGCCCAAGAUCUUUUAAACCAUGGUGCAUGUACUCAUUCUUUCACAUUGAAGGAAAAAUAUAGGCCACUACAUUUUGCUUCUGAACUAGGUGAUGAAGAAACUGUAAAAUUAUUCUUGAAUAAAGGUGCUGAUAUCAAUGCUAGCAUAAAUGGUAGUUCAACGCCACUUCAUAUUGCUACCAAAAGAGGACAUAAAAGAGUUGUAAAAUUGCUCUUACAACAUGGAGCUAAAGUUGAUAAUCAGGAUAAAGAUGGCAAAACCACACUACAGCUUGCUGUUGAAAAAGGAUAUUCAACAAUUGUUGAGGUUGUUUUAAAGUACUGUCCUGAUAUUAAUGAUCCAAGUAACAGAAGCUCUCUUAAAAUCGCAGUGUACGGCUAUGGAGAAGAGUAUAAAAAGAUUGUUGAGGCUCUUCUAGAAUAUGACCCAGAAUAUGUUAACCCAGAAGAUGCAAAUAAUCCCAAGUUAUUACAUACUGCUGUUGAAAAAGGAUAUUUGAAAAUUAUUGAAGACCUUUUAAAGUAUGGUGCGAAUGUUAAUACGUUAUACGAUUCAACAUUUAAAGGUUUUACACCUUUACAUAGUGCAGCAAAAAGCAAACAGGAAGAAGUAGCUAAAUUGUUGAUAAAAUAUGAAGCUGAUAUAAAUGCUCAAGAUAAAACCGGAAAAACUCCAAUAUUUUAUGCUAUUGAGAAUGCCAAUUUAAAAAUCACCAAGCUACUUUUAACUAAUGGAGCUAAUAUAAAAGAUAGUCCUGAUCUAUUGAAUAUUGCUGUUAAGAAGGAAUACAUAGAAAUCGUUGAAGCUCUUUUGCAACACGGUGCUGAUAUUAACGCUAGUGACAGAUGUGGGAGAACAGCAUUGCAUUUUACUACUUUAAGUGAAAAUGAAUGUUUUUAUGAAUUUCUCAAUAAUAAUGAUCCUGAUAUUAAUAUUAGGGGAGAAAUUGCUAAACUGCUUCUAAGUAAAGGUGCUAAUGUAGACGCUCAAGAUAUAAAUGGUGCAACAACACUUCAUACUGCUAUUCAAAAAGGAUAUACCAAAGUUGUUGAAGCUCUUUUGAAAUAUAAUGCAAAUGUUAAUCCUGGAGUAAAAAGUGACAAUACACCGCUCCAUCUUUCUGCUCAAAGAGGAAAUGAAGAAAUAAGCACGAUGCUUUUGAAUAAAGGAGCUAAUGUAAAUGCUAAGCAAAACAAUGGAAUCACUGCACUACACAUUGCAACUCAAAAGGGUCAUAAAGAGGUUGUAAAAGUAUUGCUAGAGUACGGUGCCCAUGUUGAUUCUAAAAUUGAAGGUGACAUUACACCAUUGCACUUGGCUGCUCAAAAAGGUUAUCUUGAAAUUAUUGAGACUAUCUUGAAAUUUGGUGCUAAUAUUGACUCCAAAGAUGGGUAUGGCAGAACAGCACUUCACAUUGCUUCUCAAGAAGGACACGUAAAAGUUAUUGUCACUCUUCUGGAGUACGGCUCUGAUAUUAAUAUUACAAGUAGAAAUAAUCUUACACUUCUUAAUCAUACUAUGGCCGAAAUGGGGUCCUUUUUGUUCUUUAAUCGACUCUAUAGCUUUAACGGUGGUUACUAUGAUCCUAGACGUGGUGUUUGUUUGAGUGGUGCAACUGUUGCAGCUCUUAAACGCCACAUAGUUAAAAUGAAAACCGCAAAUUUAUAUGUAAGUGAACAAAAUUUACUAUCAGUGGGUAGCAGUGCUGAAAUAAGUAGUUUUCAGGAUGAAUGUGAGGAAGAAAUAGCAAGGAUGAAAAGUGAGAAAAUUAAUAAUCCUAGCAUUUCAUUUUAUGAUAUCUUGACAAAAGGUACAAGCUCGUUAGUAAUAUAUAUGAAGAAUGAAAAUAUAGUACAGGUUUUAAAAUCAGACGACUAUAAAACAAAAUUUCCAAUAUAUGCUAGUAUGAUAAAAAGAAAUUUCAGAAAGGGUAUGGAAAGAAAAGAGUUACUUGAACAAGGCAAUAAAAUUUUCCAUUUUCUCUUUAACAAUUUUCUUAAGUUACAUGACUGUACUGAAAAAAUAUUGAGUUACCUGAGUGACCAAGACUUAAGAAUUUUGAUGGAUGCUUGUAAACCUCUUAGCAUCAGUAAUCCCAAUACUGAUUAACGAUGUAGUGAUUACCUCAAGUAUAUCUCAAAUACAGUAUGUUUAAGUUAAGGAAAAAUAGCAGAACGAGCUGCUUUCAACAUUAAGUAAUGACUUUAGUUACUUAAAGAUUAUUUUAAAGGUUUUAUGGGAACAUUCAAAAAAGUAUACGUAUCAAGUUAAGGAGAAAUGAUCAAAUUUAGUGCACUAAACGCUAAACAGCAAAGAAAGCAUAGACAUUAGUACAUAUAUCGAAGUUGAUAACCCAGGAGAAAAAAUAUGCGAUCUAUCGACUUUACGUGAAUUUGUACUUGAGUCUCAAGAUGGUAAAGAUGGCAAAUUAUUACUUACUAUUCCUAAAGAACUAAAAAAGUAGAAAUUUGUUUGAUAUUAUUAAAGUAUAUUUUCAUAAAUUCUGCGAAAAAUUAGGACUUAAAUUCGAGAUAAACACAAAAAAUAGAGCAUGAUUUGGACGAUUCGCUGAAAGUAAACAGUCAUCUUGAAAGUCCAAGACCACCUAUUUGUAGUAAUAAUCAUGCUCUUAGUCAUUAAGUACUUUAAACCAUAAGCUCAAGUUAGAGAAAAUGACAUAAAUGUUAUUAAACAUUAAAAGUUGUAGUUGUAUCUGGUUACUUAUAAGUUAGCUAUAGAAUGCCUUCUGUGUAUAUUAAAGGGCAUUUAUUUUGUUAUUUAAGGUAAUUUUAUCGCCAGGCUUAGUUCAUAAGAUUUUUUAAAAAAUUUUGUAUACUGUACUCAAACCUUCAAUAAAGAGCUGUGUAAAAUUUCA
Venturia canescens is the source of this 3817-nucleotide messenger RNA. Its product is annotated as ankyrin-1-like. The transcript has a single exon. The coding region runs from base 277 to 3051 and encodes 924 amino acids. The record is from RefSeq and is a predicted model, not a curated record. Gene Ontology annotation, molecular function: protein binding. Lineage: Eukaryota; Metazoa; Arthropoda; Insecta; Hymenoptera; Ichneumonidae.